CAACCUGAAGCAGAUUAAUCGUGUGAAAGGGACCUAGAAGGUGAAAACCAUGCCGAAUAAAAAGAAAAACAAUCAAGCAAGGAACCCUUUUUACUUCUUUAUGGUUUCUUUGCGGCCCCAACUAGAAAGGCAGGGGGUAGUUUUAGAAAAUGGCAUGAGAUCAUUGGCAGAAAUUGCUGGCCCUCGAUGGAAGGAACUACCUGAGCAUGAGAAAGAGGUAUAUCAAGAAAUGGCUCGGCAAGACAAAGCAAAUAAGAAAUAUCGCCCUGCCCGAAAUGAUAAAAUGGACUGCACUGGAGAGUAUAUAUCUAGACGUGUAGAUACUGUAAGUUUGAAUGAAAAACGUAGGAAAGAAGAAAGAGAAGAAGUAAAGAGAGGUUGGUUACCGGGAAGAGCCAUAUGUGAUGAAAAGUUCUAUAUGAUCGGGUUCAUGUCCCUGUAUGAUCUUCCCGAUGAAGGAUUCCUUCCUUGUGAGUUAGGUGUAGUGGAAUAUUCGUUGAAUGGAGGAAUAAUGCAGAAGAUGCACUAUUUUAUCAAACCUGGUGAAAUUAGAGUAGGCCUUCGGUACACAGCUGUGAGUACAAGUGAAAGAACUCAUCAGAUCCCAGUUGAAGGUUUGGCAAAGAGAGAUGACAGCCACCGCAAGAUCUGGCUGGAUCUGUUACGCUUUGUCAAUCCAGAGCAAACUCCAAUUUUUCCUCCUGUGUAUUGCAGGAUAUCAGAAACAAAACAAACUGAGUAUUGCCUUCAGUGGUUGGCUAGAAAAGCAGAAAUGCCAAACAAAUUGAAGAAAGUGUACGAGUUAGAAGGAGUAAUAUGUGACUUACACUCACAUUUCACGGCUGAAUCUGGUAGUACCAUGGGGAUUUCCAAGUCAAAGGCAACAGAGCUUAUCUCCAGUACUAUUUUUGAUUAUGAACCAAAUUCAAGGUGUGACUGGCAUGAAAAACAGGAAGUAAAGUUCUGUGCUUUGGGAACAGUCUUGCGAUACUGCUACUGCAUAUCAGAUUUCUUGUGCUCAGUUUAUGGAAUCCCACUGACUCCAAACCAUGUACCAGAAAGACCAGAUGGAGUCUUCUGUACUGUGAUUAAGCCUGCAGAUAGCAAAGGAUCAUCCUCUCGAGAAGAAACACAGCCCAGAUAUUCAAAUAGACCUCUGGAAGAUAAUAGGCCUUUUGCCUCAAGAGAUUAUCGCUAUUUUAAUGGUGGAGCCAGAAGUAAAGGUCUUUCCAGUAAUCAAGGUGUGUACACUCGCUCAGGACCCACCUAUGACCAACAAAGUCUGCAUGAUGACAGUGAUGAUGACACUGUAUACACGAGGAGAGCUCAAGCACCACCACAGUCUACAGCUUGGCAGUUUCCACAAAGUCGUCAGGCCCAAGCCCAGCAACCAACAUCUACCUUUGGAGUGGGUAGAGGAAGGGGAAGGGGACGUGGUAUUCAACUGUCACAGCCUCUUCGACGACCAAACAUUCCCGGCAUGGCAGCAAGAGGAGUCUUAGCUCAUCAAGAAACAUCUUGGAGCAGUAUUGCUAUCACGAAUAAAGCGUCACCCCUUGAAGGUAAUACGACAGCAUGGGCCGGAACAGAUUUUCCGCCACACCCAGUUGGCCGAGGUGCAUCACGACCAUUGAACAAUCAACCACGGGCCUAUGCUGGGGCAUUGAAUCCACCAGCUGCCGCUCAGGCACCAAUGCCGCCAACAGCCUGGCAACAACCAGCUUGGCAACAACCAGCUUGGCAACAACCAGCCUGGCGACCAGGGAGUGGUGUAGCAUCACAGAUGAGUUCCCUUUCCUUGGAUGACUGACACUUUCUUCAGAAAUGUGUAAAUUUCACCAUGUCUCUUUGCAAGGCGUACUCUUUCAACAGAGUUAUGACAUUUUCCUUCAUGUGAUCAGUAUGCUUAAAUCCUAAAAGCUCUGCUGAAAAAGAGAAAUCAGUCUAUGACGCCUUUCUACGAAAUAUGUUACUUAUAAUUUUGAUCUUUAAGAAAUCGCCAUCCCCUAUUUUUGAACCACAAAGUUCUAAGCCUAACGCACUAUCUUUUUUCGUAUAAUAAACUGAAUUCUACCUGCAUUUUGAUGGGUUCUCAAAAACGAUCUAGUAGAUGACGACACCAUGAACAACAGUUUUGCUUCUUACUUAUGUAGUAAAAAUAGAUUCCUUAUUGCCGUGUGUCUGUUUAGUAAUAACCACGACAGGACAAAUUGCCCAAUUCUAAGUUACACACGUUUACAACUGUGCUACAACUUUGCUCGCGUGUUACAUAAAAGUACACUCGUUUUCAGCCAAUCAGAAGCGCGUAAUUUUUUUCAGGUACAUUAGCAAUGCAACAAAUGGGAAAUACAAAAUCCUUUUUUGAGAUUAUUUCUAACAGCUAUAAUUUAAUUUAUGUCAUUAUAUAGAUACUGAUGAAAUACCAGGAUAUUCCCUUUUACUGAAAAGUCAUAUCUUCAUCGCGCGCAGUGAAGAUACUAUUUUUAUCUUUCACGUGUGAGGAUAUUGGUGUUACCGUGGUUACUAACAUGAUUAGCCAAUUACAAGAGAGCUUCCCGCUCAGGCACGUGGCCGGUUCGCACGUAUCCCCGCGCGGCCAUGUAAUAUCCUCUAUUUCUUAUUAUAUAAUAAGCUCAGUUGUGCACGCAUUCUGAUUGGUUCUCACUGAUGAACUAUUGGAGGAUAGACGUAUAGAUGACGUCAUCAUUAAUUAUAUAAAACAAAUAGAUUCCAAGUUGCCGUGCGUCUGUUCAGUAUUAGAUCACAGAGGACGUCAAAACGUGGUAAGAACAUCAGUGACACACUCGGCUGCGCCUCGUGUGCCACUUUUUUGUUCUUACUGCAUUUUGACGUCCUCUGUGAUCUAUUACUGAACAGACGCAGGGCAACUUGGAAUCUAUUUGUUAAAUUUAUGUUGUGGUUAAGAUACAUAGUUCUCAUUAUAAUGUUUACUUUUAAUAGCUGGAAUAAUUUGUAAAGUACUUCAAACUUUGUUGUUCACUAGUUUCUUGUUACCACUGAAAAUAGAUGAUUGAUUAUGGAAAAAAAUUUCAGAUGAUUUUAAAAUUUAUGGGGAACUGAAAUCAUAGCCUUAAUCGUUUGUUUAUUGUCGUUAAUUUCCUUGGUUUUUUUUGUCAAAUAUUUUAUAAAAACGUACUAUGGUAUUGAUAAGUGUUAUGUUUAAGUAAAGAACAACGUUUUGAAAGGAACGUAAAAAACUUGAAUCGCUAGAUAGACAACUAUUAGCUUCCUAAAAAAGGCGGUUAUUCAUCGUGGUGAAUAACAAUAAAAGGUAAGUUUUUUCGUUUGUCUCA
Pocillopora damicornis (cauliflower coral) is the source of this 3314-nucleotide messenger RNA. Its product is annotated as protein maelstrom homolog. The record is from RefSeq and is a predicted model, not a curated record. Lineage: Eukaryota; Metazoa; Cnidaria; Anthozoa; Scleractinia; Pocilloporidae. Gene Ontology annotation, cellular component: P granule; nucleus. Gene Ontology annotation, molecular function: sequence-specific DNA binding. Gene Ontology annotation, biological process: regulation of miRNA-mediated gene silencing; piRNA processing; spermatogenesis.